Messenger RNA from Octopus bimaculoides (California two-spot octopus), 3951 nucleotides. Its product is annotated as ATP-dependent translocase ABCB1. Lineage: Eukaryota; Metazoa; Mollusca; Cephalopoda; Octopoda; Octopodidae. Gene Ontology annotation, biological process: oligopeptide export from mitochondrion. Gene Ontology annotation, cellular component: mitochondrial inner membrane. Gene Ontology annotation, molecular function: ABC-type oligopeptide transporter activity; ATP binding; ATP hydrolysis activity. The record is from RefSeq and is a predicted model, not a curated record.
CCUUAUAUGGCAUAUCAGCCAAGUAGAACUGAUUGAUCAAACGUACGAUCAGCACACAUUUCAACGAUCUCUAUCAAAGUAACAGCAUGGAUAACAAGGCCUUUGAUGGAUCAGAUAUUCAAAAUGGAAAAACAGUUUCGAAUGAUUGGGAAGUUAACAACAAAGAAAGUGAAACUAAAAGUAAAGCCAAAAGUGAAACUAAAAGUGGCGGCAAGGUGUCGUUUUUUAAGUUGUUCCGCUAUGCUACAGGCUUGGAUAUCUUCUUCAUGAUAAUUGGCGGGAUUGCUGCAGCAAUCCACGGAGUUUCAAUACCUCUUUUGAUUAUUGUGUUUAGUGAAAUGCUAGAUAAAAUGUCUGAUACUAACGCAAAUAUAACCAUAGCAUGCAAAGUGGAUGAGUCUGUACCAGAGAGUCUACUCCUCGACCCCAUGGGCACGCUUGCGUUAUAUUAUGUUGGAUUGGCAGCUAUAGUGUUUGUAUCAGCCUACGCUCAUGUUACAUCAUGGAAGAUUUCUACAGAGAAACAAAUAUUUUACAUGCGGAAAAAACUAAUGAUAAAUAUUCUGCGACAAAAUCUAUCGUGGUUUGAUGAGAAUACACCUGGAAAGUUAAGCAGCUGCCUGUCGGAUGCAUUGAUAAAGAUUUCUAGCGGACUUGGAAAUAAUAUAGGCACGUUGGUUCAAACACUUUCUGGAACUGUUGCUGCUCUCGUGAUUGCAUUCGUAUACCAAUGGAAGUUGUCACUUGUUAUGUUUUCCCUCACUCCUGUACUCGGCUUGGCAACUUACAUCAUGACCAGAGUCACGAAAGAUAUGACAGAAAAAGAACUGAAUGCAUAUGCAAAAGCAGGUGACGUAGCUGAAGAGGCUAUUAGUUCUAUCAGAACGGUUGUCGCUUUCGGUGGCGAAGCGAAAGAAAGUUCGCGAUAUGAAAAAUUGCUAGAUAUAGCGAAGAAAGCAAGUGUCAAAAAAGGCUUUGUAACAGGUGUAGCAACUGGUUUUUUUUGGUUCUCCAUCUUUGGUUACUAUGCCUUAGGAUUUUGGUAUGCUGCUAAGAUCAUUCGUGAAGAUAACUACAGUGUUGCCGAUGUGCUUAUUGAACCUUCUAUUGAUAAUUUAUCAAAACGUGGUAAAUCGGCGGAAAACAUCGAAGGUAGAAUUACCUUCAAAGAGGUUUACUUUAGAUAUCCUUCAAGACCUGAUGUUCCCGUUCUCACCGGUUUGAAUUUUGUCGCCGAACCAGGUAAAACUGUUGCUUUGGUUGGAACCAGUGGCUGUGGGAAAAGUACUGUAAUACAAUUAAUUCAACGUCUUUAUGAUAUACAUAGUGGAGAGAUCUUGAUAGGCGGCAAAAGCAUAAGCGAAUAUAACGUGGGAUCACUGCGUAAGGUAAUAGGUGUUGUAAACCAGGAACCUGUUUUGUUUGGAACUUCUAUAAAAGAGAAUAUUCGCGAUGGUGAUGAGAAAGCAACAGAUGGUGAUAUAAUUGCAGCUGCGAAAGAAGCCAACGCACAUGACUUCAUUAUACAACUUCCAGGGAAAUACAAUACAUUAGUUGGUGAAAGAGGAACGCAACUGAGUGGAGGCCAGAAACAAAGAAUCGCUAUUGCACGUGCUUUAGUUAGAAAACCCUUGUUUUUGUUGCUUGAUGAAGCGACUUCAGCCCUAGACACCGAAAGUGAAAUGAUUGUGCAGAGUGCACUUGACAAGGUCCAGAGCGGUCGUACUACAUUAGUUGUUGCUCACAGAUUAUCAACAAUUCGAUCAGCAGAUAUGAUUUUAGCUUUCAAAGGUGGAGUAAUUGUCGAGAGAGGAACCCACGAAGAAUUAAUGAAACAAGACGGACUUUAUUCCUCACUUGUUAAAGCACAGAGACUAAAAACAGAAGGAACAGAAGAAUCAGAAGAAAACAGAGCUGAUGAUGAAAUAUCAUCAUCCCAACGACAGAGAUUAAAAUCCAUAAGUUCUGUACAUGACGAAGAGACACAUGAUGAAGAAUCAGUAGUUGAAAAGGAAAAAGAUCUCCCUGAAGCGAGUACAAUGCGAAUUUUUAAAAUGAACUCAUCAGAAUGGCCUUAUAUCCUCAUUGGGUUGCUUGCUUCUGCAGUAAAUGGUGCUGUUAUACCUGCAUUUGCAAUAAUAUUUAGUGAGUUCAUAGGCGCAUUUCAGGGUGAUGGUUCUGCAGUUAAUAGGUUUGCACUCCUUAUUCUUUUGCUUGCUGUAUUGGUAUUUAUGGGUUAUUCAGUUCAAUAUUUGAUGUUUGGAAUAAGUGGUGAAAAGUUAACCUUGAAAUUGCGAGCUGGAUUGUUCAAGGCCAUGUUACGUCAGGAAAUAUCCUGGUUUGAUGAAGAACUCAACAAUACUGGAGUUCUGUGUACACGUUUAUCAGUUGAUUCUGCUCGAGUGAAAGGGGCCACUGGAAUAAAAAUAGGACUUCUUGUACAGAGCAUUACAAACAUUGGAUCUGGAAUUGUGGUUGCCUUUAUAUAUGGAUGGCAAUUAGCAUUACUCAUUAUUGGUUUCUUGCCCAUUCUUGCUUUGUCAGCUGUACUUGAAACUAAAUUGCUGACAAAUACACUCAGUCAAGGUGCUUCUGCCCUUGAGGAGGCAACUAAACUAUCAAUGGAAGCAUUUCAGAAUAUCAAAACUGUAUUGUCAUUGUCUAUUGAAAUGAAGAUAUAUCAGAAAUUCCUGGACAAAAUAAUUCUUCCCUAUGAGAAUAAUAAAAAAGGAGCAUUUAAAGUUGGAAUAGCUUUUUCCUUCUCACAGUCAGUUGUGUUUCUGUGUUAUGCUGGUGCCUUCUAUGUUGGAGCUUUAUUAAUUACAAAAUGUGAAAUGGACUUUGUGGAUUUAUUGAAAGUAUUUGGAACCAUUGUCUUUGGGGCCUUUGCACUUGGACAGGUUGGUGCCAUGGCACCAGAUUUUGCUAAGGUCAAAAUUUCAGCAGCAAGAAUAAUGGAUCUACUUGACCGUGUUCCUGCAAUUGAUAGCUAUUCACAAAUCGGAAAGACAUGCGAAACAUUUGAAAGUAAUAUUCAGUUUAAAGAUGUUGAGUUUGAGUAUCCAAACCGUACAAAUGUAAAAGUUCUCCAGGGUUUGAACUUAGAAAUCAACCAAGGGGAAACAGUGGCUCUUGUUGGAAAGAGUGGCUGUGGCAAAAGUACAUGUAUGCAGUUAAUUGAAAAGUUUUACAAUCCAAGUAAAGGUGGAGUGUUUCUAGACAGCAUAAAUCUAAAGGAACUGAAUACUUCAUGGCUUCGUCAACAGAUUGCCAUUGUCUCUCAAGAACCAGUUCUAUUUUCCUGCUCAAUUGAAGAAAAUAUUGCUUAUGGAGAUUUGUCACGAAGUGUGACAUUUGAUGAAAUUACCAAUGCUGCUCAACAAGCAAACAUUCACUCAUUUGUACAGUCUCUACCUGAGGGUUAUGCAACUAAAGCUGGAGGGAAAGGAUCACAGCUAAGUGGUGGACAGAAACAGCGAAUUGCUAUUGCUCGUGCACUGAUAAGAAAUCCCAAAAUAUUGCUUUUGGACGAGGCAACAUCAGCUCUUGAUACUGAAAGUGAAAAGGUUGUUCAAGAAGCUCUCGAUAAAGCAAGAAGUGGUCGUACCUGUUUAGUUGUUGCCCACAGGCUCUCAACAAUUAAGGAUUCUGACAGAAUUGCUGUAGUAGUUAAUGGUAAAGUGCAUGAAAUUGGAACACAUACUGAACUAGACAAAAAGAAAGAUGUUUACUUUGAUCUCUUAAACAAUCAAAAUCUCUAAUUAAAUUUUAUUUGACGGCACAUUUUAUAAAACAUUUUAUAAAUCAUUUGAUGCCACAUUUUAUAAAACAUAAAAUCACAAUAUUAGAAACAUGAACAAUUUCAUCAUUUUAAUCUUUUUUUCUCCUUUUAUAAAUAUUCACUGUACUGCUUAUUUCUACAUCUAAUACAAUAGUCACACUUGUUUUAUA